Molecule: messenger RNA, 1463 nt
Organism: Chelonoidis abingdonii (Abingdon island giant tortoise)
Lineage: Eukaryota; Metazoa; Chordata; Testudines; Testudinidae
Source: RefSeq, a predicted model, not a curated record
GCUCUUAUGGUACUGAGCAUGGCCCUGUUCUGCCAGGCACUGAAGAGACCCCAGGUGAGAUCAGACCCCACUGUUGUGCCAGGCUACAGAAUGACGUCCACGUUUCGCUCCAGAUCAUCCCCUCCUCCCAGGGGGAAGGAAAUGGCUGCAAUGGAGCUGGCUCAGUAGGGUUUCCAGUUCCCAAACCUGAUGUGAUCUCGCAGCUGGAACAAGAGGAAGAGGCAUGGGUCCUGGACUUCCAGGGCUCUGAGAAAGAAGUGCUCCCAAGAGCUGCCUUCACAGAGAGUGACCCAUGUCUGGAUUCUCUCUGUCUCCCAUCUGGUGAUGGGAUGGUGAGUGAGAACAAGGAGGAAAAACCCCAGCAGGAAGACGCUGUGCAAGUAGAACCACAUUGGAUGUUAUCAGGAAGAUUCAAAGGGAAUGUUUCCAGGAGUUGUGCACUCCAAGAAAACACAAAAUCCUGUGAGGCUCAGCAGAGGCCAGAGGAAAACUACCGUAGCCACUCAGACCUUAUUCCACGCGACAGAAUCUACUUGGAAGAGACACGCUACACAUGCCAGGAGUGUGGGAAAAGCUUCAGUCGGCGCUCACACCUUAUCAGACAUCAGAGAAUCCACACAGGUGAGAAACCAUAUGGAUGCUCUGAGUGCGGGAAAAGAUUCAAUCAGAACUCAAACCUUAUCGCACAUAGGAGAAUCCACACCUGUGAGAAACCGUAUGGAUGCUCUGAGUGUGGGAAAAGCUUCAGUCAGAGCUCAGAUCUUAUCAGACAUCAGAGAAUCCAUACGGGGGAGAUGCACUACACAUGCUCUGAGUGUGGGAAAAGCUUCAGUCGGAGCUCACAGCUUAUCACACAUCGCAGAAUACACACCAGAGAGACGCCCUACACGUGCUCUGAGUGUCAGAAAAGUUUCAGUUGGAGUGCACACCUUAUCAGACAUCAGAGAAUCCACACGGGGGAGACGCCCUACACAUGCUCUGAGUGCGGGAAAAGCUUCAAUCAGCGCUCUGCCCUGAGUACACACAGGAGAAUCCACACAGGUGAGAAACCGUAUGGAUGCUCUGAGUGCGGGAAAAGCUUCAAUCAGAGCUCUGCCCUGAGUACACAUAGGAGAAUCCACACAGCUCAGAAACUGUAUGGAUGCUCUGAGUGCGGGAAAAGCUUCAGUCACAGCUCUGCCCUGAUCACACAUCAGAAAAUCCAUACAGGGGAGAAGCCCUACACAUGCUGUGAGUGUGGGAAAAGCUUCAGUUGGCGCUCACACCUUAUCAGACACCAGAGAAUCCACACAGGGGAGACUCCCUACACGUGCUCUGAGUGCGGGAAAAGCUUCAGUCAGAGCUCUGCCCUAAGCACACAUAGGAGAAUCCACACAGGAGAGAAACUCUAUAUAUGCUCUGAGUGCGGGAAAAGCUUCAGUCAGAGCUCAAGCCUUAUUAGACAUCACAAAAUCCACAAGUGA